Molecule: messenger RNA, 388 nt
Organism: Postia placenta MAD-698-R-SB12
Lineage: Eukaryota; Fungi; Basidiomycota; Agaricomycetes; Polyporales; Adustoporiaceae
Exons: 3
Coding region: 7-225 (72 amino acids)
Biological process (GO): proton motive force-driven mitochondrial ATP synthesis
Cellular component (GO): mitochondrial inner membrane
Molecular function (GO): proton-transporting ATP synthase activity, rotational mechanism
Source: RefSeq, a predicted model, not a curated record
GCUACGAUGAGCAGUGCGAACUGGCGCAACGUUUUCACGUACAACAAGUACACCCAGAUCGCCGCGCGGGCCCUCCGCCAGUCGCUCAAGGAGAGCGAGCGUGUCACAGCUGAGAAGCGCGGCACGACCAUCCUGCGCUACCAGCAGUGGCAGGACGGCCAGGGUGGCCAACAGGUCUUCUUGAACCCGCCAGAGAAGACUGCCCCGAAGUCGGCAGCAGUAUAACGACGCUGCCCAGAUAGUGCCCGCGAAGGGUCGAUUGCAAAAUGGCGGAUAGGCGUUUCUUUGGGUGCAAGUGAUCUCGUCAUGCCCGUGCAUUUGCGCGUGUAGCUACAUUGUACAGUUUGCCUUGAACGUAAAUCUAAGCCUGCCGAGUUGCUGCAACCCC